Molecule: messenger RNA, 771 nt
Organism: Moneuplotes crassus
Lineage: Eukaryota; Ciliophora; Spirotrichea; Euplotida; Euplotidae
Source: the annotation of a GenBank genome assembly
AUUAUUUAAUCUCAAAUUAAUAUGAAGCUGAUCUCUAACUCGACCAACAAGCAUGAAGACUCUGAUAGUGACAAGAAAUCAAGCAAAAGUGGCAAGAGUACUGAAUUCAUGGAUGAUGAUGCUAGAAGAAAUCACAGGCUCAACCAAAACAGGAUCAGUGCAAUGAAAUGUAGGCAAAAGAAGAAGCAGCAGUUUGCUGAGUUGAUGGAGAAGAAAUCUACGUUAGAGAAAGACAACCUUGAACUCAAGGAAAAGUAUGACAGCAUUCAGAAGCAAUUGAAGGAGACCAAGGAGGAAAAUGACGAUCUUAAGAAGAGGCUAGACUUUAUGGAGAAACAACAGGAAAUCCUCUUUAGUAUUGUCAGCGAGUCUAGAAACAACGCUUCACGGAAUAACUACCAGCCACCCGUUGUUCAAACUCAGCCUGCUAAAUUUUCUAAUCCUUUUUCAUUCUUGGGAGCAAAUGUCAAUCACCUUAUGGGAGCCCAUAUGGAUCAAUUUGCCAGUACUGGAUCGGAACAAAAAGUUGGAGCUGUGAACAGCUCCGCUUUCAAGCCUUCCAAGUGUUCAUCACCGAGUGAUGAAAUUAACAAUGGUCUAGCUUCACCAACUCCGCAACUAGCUCAAAUGAGCUCGGUGGGUCUUGGUUUAGACCAAAAUGUCGGGAGCGGCAUCUCUCAGACACAGUUGUUGUCUGGUAUUUGUGCAACUCUCAUGGGUAAGCAGAUGUAAGUCUCUUCCCCGAAUUGUUAUUAGUGUCAAUAUUCUUCA